Molecule: messenger RNA, 3549 nt
Organism: Aethalodelphis obliquidens (Pacific white-sided dolphin)
Lineage: Eukaryota; Metazoa; Chordata; Mammalia; Artiodactyla; Delphinidae
Gene: TMEFF2
Product: transmembrane protein with EGF like and two follistatin like domains 2
Exons: 10
Coding region: 1187-2311 (374 amino acids)
Molecular function (GO): protein binding
Source: RefSeq, a predicted model, not a curated record
AAACCUCCCACUCCUCGGUCUGAUUCUGGGUUGUGAGGGGCCAGGGAGGGGAGGGGAGAGAGAGAGAGCGCGGAGAGAGAGCCUGGCUGGCUGGUUGAGCCCGCUCGUUGAGCAGCCUGAGGUUCGCAGGCUCCUGUGGGAACUGCUGCUUCUUCCAGGCCAGCCAGAGCUGUACUCACACCACCGCCUCUCACCCUCUCCUGCUUCCUGCUGCUCCCUAGAGAAACGUCCGUGGGCUCUCCGCGGCGAUAUUCCCAGCUGCAUGCCGUUAGAGCCAGGCGGCGCGCUCCCGCACGCUAGAGCGCCGGGCGCCAGCAGGACGCCCUCUCCUCUGUGCCCUCUUUCCCCUCUCCUCCCUGCUGCGACCGCUCCUCAGCCACCUCCACCCUCACCAGCUCCAGCUCAGAGAGACGCCACCCAGCCGCGGCGGGCGCUCGCCGCCCGGGGUCACGCACGGAAGAGGGGCGCGAGAUCUGACCCAGCGCUCGGUAGGGGGCGUCCUGCGGCGGAGAGUGAAAGGGCAGGUGGUAUUUAAAGGUGUGGGAGUCGCCCGCUCUGAAGCCCGCGAUUCUCACUUGAGCCAUCCCCGCCUAGCCCCACUCGGGCCAGCGCCUGGUGAGCUAGCCCAUCUGUGGCGUCGGCCGUCGUCUCCUCCUAGCACCUCCUCGCCGACCCCUCCCUCCGGGACCUGCAUCCCGCUCCGCCAAUCAACGCCCGACUGCCUCUUCCCACGUGAUCCCGGGCGGGCUAAGGACCUGCUGCUUCCCAAACGCCAGAGGGAUGCGGGCGGCAGAGCGCGAGAGGCGGCUGCUAGGCUGCUGGGCGCUUUGACUCUCCCUCCACCCAGCCCCCUUGGGCUCCUCUCCUCUUCCCUCUGGACUCCGGUCUCCUCCUGCUGCCCCGGCUUGCCAGAGCCCUCUGCUUAUGGCAGCAGCUUACCUCGUCUCCGGUGCGGCUUUUCGGUGCACGACCCUCUCGCUCCCGGGGCUGAGCCGGGUCACUGGAUGUUGCUGAAACUCUGGAGAUCAUGCGCGGGUUUGGCUGCUGCUUCCCCGUCAGGUGCCACUGCCGCCGCCGCCGCCUCUGCUGCCGCUGUCCGCGGGAUGCUCAGUAGCCCGCUGCCUGACCCCCGCGAUCCUGUGUUCUUCGGAAGCCGUUUGCUGCUGCAGAGUUGCGCGAACUAGUCAUGGUGCUGUGGGAGUCCCCGCGGCAGUGCAGCAGCUGGACACUUUGCGAGGGCUUUUGCUGGCUGCUGCUGCUGCCUGUAAUGCUACUUAUCGUAGCCCGCCCAGUGAAGCUCGCAGCUUUCCCUACCUCCUUAAGUGACUGCCAAACGCCCACCGGCUGGAACUGCUCUGGUUAUGAUGACAGAGAAAAUGAUCUCUUCCUCUGUGACACCAACACCUGUAAAUUUGAUGGGGAAUGUUUAAGAAUUGGAGACACUGUGACAUGCGUCUGUCAGUUCAAGUGCAACAGUGACUAUGUGCCUGUGUGUGGCUCCAAUGGGGAGAGCUACCAGAAUGAGUGUUACCUGCGGCAGGCUGCGUGCAAACAGCAGAGUGAGAUACUGGUGGUGUCUGAAGGAUCAUGUGCCACAGAUGCAGGAUCAGGAUCUGGAGAUGGAGUCCAUGAAGGCUCAGGAGAAACCAGUCAAAAGGAGACAUCCACCUGUGAUAUUUGCCAGUUUGGUGCAGAAUGUGAUGAAGACGCUGAGGAUGUCUGGUGUGUGUGCAACAUUGACUGUUCUCAAACCAACUUCAAUCCCCUCUGUGCUUCUGAUGGGAAAUCUUAUGAUAAUGCAUGUCAAAUCAAAGAAGCAUCAUGUCAGAAACAGGAGAAAAUCGAAGUCAUGUCGUUGGGUCGAUGUCAAGAUAACACAACUACAGCUACUAAAUCUGAAGAUGGGCAUUAUGCAAGAACAGAUUAUACAGAGAAUGCUAACAAAUUAGAAGAAAGCGCCAGAGAACACCACAUACCUUGCCCAGAACAUUACAAUGGCUUCUGCAUGCACGGCAAGUGUGAACAUUCUAUCAAUAUGCAGGAGCCAUCUUGCAGGUGUGAUGCUGGUUAUACUGGACAACACUGUGAAAAAAAGGACUACAGUGUACUAUACGUUGUUCCCGGCCCUGUCCGAUUUCAGUACGUCUUAAUCGCAGCUGUGAUUGGAACGAUUCAGAUUGCCGUCAUCUGUGUGGUGGUCCUCUGCAUCACCAGGAAAUGCCCCAGAAGCAACAGAAUUCACAGACAGAAGCAAAAUACAGGGCACUACAGUUCAGACAACACAACAAGAGCGUCCACGAGGUUAAUCUAAAGGGAGCAUGUUGCACAGUGGCCGGACUACCGAGAGCUUGGACUACACAAUACAGUAUUAUAGACAAAAGAAUAAGAUGAGAUCUACACAUGUUGCCUUGCAUUUGUGGUAAUCUACACCAAUGAAAACAUGUACUACAGCUAUAUUUGAUUAUGUAUGGAUAUAUUUGAAAUAGUAUACAUUGUCUUGAUGUUUUUUCUGUAAUGUAAAUAAACUAUUUAUAUCACACAAUAUAGUUUUUUCUUUCCCAUGUAUUUGUUAUAUAUAAUAAAUACUCAGUGAUGAGAAAAAAAUUGGCGUUCUUAAAUUUGCGGUAUUCCUAACUGUAAAUAUAAUCAAGCUAGUACAAUCUGUACAAGUACCAGUAUUUUAUCUUUCUCCACAUCCUGAGACAGAGCACUAGUUUAUACAGGACUCAGUGGCUAGGUUUUGAGUGAUUCCAAGAUCAAGGGAAACGAUGGUUAUUGGAAAAGAGAAAAAAUAGUUUAUAUCGAGUGAGGAAAAAAUAUUUCAGAUCUUUGAAUCAUCUCUAUUUUAUCAGCUUUCUUCCCUGGUCUUCCAUUUUCAUCCCCAGAGCAGAAAAAUCUCUGGCAUAUAAAUUAAAUCAAAGAAGAAGGGGAGGGAAAGUGCUUUAUAACUCAUAAAGGAGAGGGAAAGAAGAUAUUGGAUUUUAUUUGGGAAACAUCUUAGAAUCUCCCAGUUAAGUGCAUAUAUCUGAAAGGUCCUGAACAAGCUACAUAUUAGGAAUACACAGAGCACAAAAUCUAUUCCAUUUAGGUGAGUGGAAUUAACAACUAGGAAGAAAUUCUAAUAGCAUCAUUAAAUGGGUAACACCAAAUCAUGAAUUCUCAGAAGCACCUUGCUAUAUUUACAGUAUAUGGUUCUUUAAAAAGAAAUUAGAAUCACAAACAAAUACCUCAUGAAUAACUUCAUGGCUAAUGCAGCACCAUUAUUUGAAAUGGAACCAAGGUGAUAAUAUUUCAUGAAAUGUGCUUUAUAUAUAUGAUAAGAACGAAAAUGAAUCACAUAGCAUAUGAAAGACCUUGGUGGGAAAUCGAUAUAGAUUUCUGAACACACAAAUAUGCAUGAACACUUUGGAAAAAAAUAAACUGUAAAAAUUCUCAAAGAAUAAGAUGAAAGUAACAAAUCAAAUAAUUGCCUUAUUAUCAUUUAGUCCUUCAUAGCUUUCUGUGGCUAACAGAGUAAAUCUAAAUAAAAGUUUCUUUGUCUCCUUCAAA